Messenger RNA from Ostreobium quekettii, 345 nucleotides. The record is from the annotation of a GenBank genome assembly. NCBI's taxonomy places the organism in Eukaryota, Viridiplantae, Chlorophyta, Ulvophyceae, Bryopsidales, Ostreobiaceae.
AUGUCCAGCCCCGGCAGCCAGGCGCCGGGCUCGACCUCGCGGCCGGAGUCGCCAUCUGAUCCCGACCCUGGCCAUGGGGGGCAGCAGCGACGGGAGCAGCCGCAGACGGCCGAACGCUUGCCCGCCGCCGGCGCCCUCGUCCUGGAGGCGAUCUUGCUCAAGCGCCAGCAGCUAUACCAAACGGUUCUCAAGGCGUUGGAAGGCAGAGGGUCAGCCGAUGAGCACUACACCAGAGUGCUGAUGGGGAUCCAGGAGCUCCUUGAAGCUGAAGACGUGGCCAGUGUUGCCGAGGAAGAUGCCUGGAUGAGGAACAAACUCAGAAGCUUUCAACUGAGCGUGAAGUGA